AUGACGCCGAAGGCCGUGUACGUCAUAUUUGGAGGUGAGUUUGAUGCAAAAAGAAUGGCGGGGUUAAAAAAUGAUUUAUUUUUGAUUUUGCGGUCAAAAAGUUUGUAGAAAAAUAAAUUUCUACUUUUUUGGUCAAGAAGUUUAUAGAAAAUGCAAUUUUUUGUCUUCCGGUCAAAAAGUUUACAUACAAUCUUUAUUUUUGCCAUUUCUACCUUUAUAACCUUGUUAUGUCCAUAUUGUAAAUUCGGCCAUAACAAGUUAUAUUGUACUUACUAAUUGCGUAUAACGAGUAAAUAUUAUGGUAUUAUAUUCUAAUUGAUGACCUAAUCUGUUCGUUAAGCUCAAUUCAGUAUGAGAUAAACAGUACGUUUGGUGUCAAAUGGCAAUGCUUUUAACACAUGGCGAGGAUUUGAGUAACAAAGUUCAAAAUUAAAAAAUUAGGCUUACUGUAACAUUAAAAUUACGGUGAAACUUAAGCUUUUUGUUUUAAAAAGCAAAUUUUUUAAAUUUAAAAUUUUUUAAAAAAUUUUUUUUUUAUUUAAAAUUUUUUUAGUUUUACUUAUAUCAUCGAUUGUCAGCGCUCAAAGAUACCAUACCUUGAGGAAUUUGCGUGAAGCUGUGUUCGGGUUCGCUCCAUCGUCAAGCAGUUCAGAAUCUGUAAGUUAUUAGUUUUAUGUAUUAUAUAAAAUGUAAGUUAGGCUUACAAACAAUUGUAUAGGUUUAAACGUAUUGGACAUAAAGAACCCGCCAUACUUUGCCUGUAAUUUCCUGUAAAAAUGGCGGGUUCUUUAUGUUGGCACCUAAUAGUAAGUUUAGACAUUUGAAUUAGGCGUAGGGGCUUAGACAUCGUAGGGUCAGGCUUAGAAGGCUUAGGAUUAGUAGGCUUAGUCCUAGUAGACUUAGGCUUAGUAGGCUUUUUAGGCUUAGGCUUAGUCGGCUUCGGCUUAGUAGGCUUAGGCUUAGUAUGCUUAGAACUAGUAGGCUUAGGCUUGGUAUGCUUAGGCUUAGAAUUAGUGGGCUUAGGCUUAGCCACCUUAGGCUUUAUAGGGUUAGUUUUAUUGGGCUUAGGCUUAUUAGACUCGCUUUACAUAUUCAUUCAAAACACUUGUUUAACGCGUUAAAGCUAUUAAUGCGUCAAAUUGUACAGACGUACGUAUUCAUGAAACACAGAGUAAUUACUCACGGGUCAUUGGAAGUCAUGAAUAACGUACGUUUCUGUGGGUUCAAAAGCUUAAUAUUUAGGGUUUUUUUUAAUUUUACAGUGUAUUUAAAGUCAAAAAAUGCGUUUUCAUGUAAUUUUUUUUCUAUAAAUUUUGUGACCUGUGUAAAAAUUUUACUUUUUUAUUUUUUUUGGCCCUAAAAACCAAUAUUUUUUACUUUUUUUUACUUUUAUUGGAGUAAUAUUAUUAUAUGUCAUCGUACUCUAAAAUAUAGUACAUGGCAUACUUCUUGUAUAUUAUAGUAGUAUGUUAUAAAACGGUUGUAAAUAUUUAUUGUUUAUUACUAUUUGCACAAAAAGAGAUCAAAAUGAUGUGAAAUGGCUAGUUAUAACAUUCUAAUAAUCUUUAUUGCCAUUUACAACGGAUGUUUACUGUAUAUGACAUAGUUUAUGACAUAUAUUGAUAUUAAAAUAUAUUUUUACAUUGACAAUGUAAAAGCAUAUAUUGACAAUGUAAAAGCAUAUAUUGACAAUGUAAAAGCAUAUAUUGACAAUGUAACUUUUUAUAAGGUGCCGACAUAAAGAACCCGCCACGUUUUACAGGUAAUUACAGGCAAAGUAUGGCGGGUUCUUUAUGUCGGCACCUAAUAUAAAGGUUCCAAUGUUAUGGACAAUGUAACUUUGUAAAAAGGUCCCAAUGUUAAUAUCCAAGACAAUAUUAAUAUACUUUGAUGUCAUCCCACGUUAGUCGUAUGUCAUAAUUAGAAAAAACUACUCACGAAACAACCUUUUUCACACGAUAUUUACACCAAAUGUUAUAAAUGUUGUAGUUGUCCUCACAUAAAUUAAUUUAACAUUGAACAUGGUUAAUAUUGAAAGAUAUGUCACACGUAUUUUAAUCCGAAAUACCAUAAAUCACAUUCCCUGUCAAAAAAUUGCUGGACUUAAAACGUAUAAGCCUAAAUUGUGUAAAUUAAACAUAAUUUAUGUUAAAAACUAAAAAAAUCUUAAAAAUGUGUGUCAUUUUACCUAAUCUCCUGAUAUAACAAGGUAGCCUGAGAGAAAUUGUAAGAAUCUGUGUUGCGCAACUUUUUCUUAUGUAAUAUUGAUGAUUUAUAUAACAUUUGCCUCGAUGUAAAACGACCCAACAAAUGACUGCGAGGGUUGGGAUUUGCCAAUUUUUCGUACCGCUUUUUAUCUGCCAUACAAUAUGAGUAUAUAAACAUGAGCCAGCUGUUAUAAACGCCAUUAUUAACUUUACUGAUUCUAAGCCUAAGCUUAAACCUAAGCCUAAGCUAGGCCUAAGCUAAGCCUAAGCUAAGCCUAAGCUAAGCCUAAGCUAAGCCUAAGCUAAGCCUAAGCUAAGCCUAAGCUAAGCCUAAGCUAAGCCUAAGCUAAGCCUAAGCUAAGCCUAAAGCUAAGCCUAAGCUAAGCCUAAGCUAGGCCUAAGCUAAGCCUAAGCUAAGCCUAAGCUAAGCCUAAGCUAAGCCUAAGCUAAGCCUAAGCUAAGCCUAAGCUAAGUCUAAGCUAAGCCUAAGCUAAGUGCCUCGGUGUAAAAUAACGCAACAAAUGACUGCGAGGGCUAGGGUUUGCACGAUUUUUCUGUGCGGUAUUACUUUUUACCUACCAUACCUUACGUAUAUAAAGGCGCACUUUGCUGUUAUAUAGCGUCAUUAUUAACUUUACUAAGCCUAAGCAAAUCCAUACAAAGCCUAAACCUACCAAUUCUAGCCAAACGAAAAGAAGCCUAAGGAUAUAAAGCCAAUGCCUAUUAUAAGAUACAAGAAUAUGAAUUUCAGACAGAAUCAGAUGUGACAUCCUUUUUCGUACCCAAGCGUGAACUCAUGCGAGAUCCGUUGACCGGUCAAAGAUAUCCAGCCAGUCGUGCCGCGAUUCGUCGAAUGUUCAGAUUCAGCUGA
Molecule: messenger RNA, 3078 nt
Organism: Bursaphelenchus okinawaensis
Lineage: Eukaryota; Metazoa; Nematoda; Chromadorea; Rhabditida; Aphelenchoididae
Source: the annotation of a GenBank genome assembly